Molecule: messenger RNA, 1558 nt
Organism: Manihot esculenta (cassava)
Lineage: Eukaryota; Viridiplantae; Streptophyta; Magnoliopsida; Malpighiales; Euphorbiaceae
Product: UDP-glycosyltransferase 74B1
Exons: 2
Coding region: 11-1423 (470 amino acids)
Molecular function (GO): UDP-glycosyltransferase activity
Source: RefSeq, a predicted model, not a curated record
AGAAUUAGAAAUGAGGGAAACAGAGUUCAAAGGGCACGUGGUGGUGCUCCCAUAUCCAAGCCAAGGCCACAUUAACCCUCUUCUCCAAUUUGCUAAGCGUUUAGCUUCCAAAGGUCUCAAGGCAACAUUAGCCACUACCCAUUACACCGUCAAAUCCAUCUGUGCUCCAAAUAUCACCGUUGAACCAAUUUCCGAUGGCUUUGACGAAGCUGGUUUUGCUCAGGCCAAGGACGUGGACCUGUACCUCAAGUCCUUCAAGGCCAACGGCUCAAGCACUCUAUCUCACCUCAUUCAAAAAUUCCAAAACUCUAGUUUUCCUGUCAAUUGUAUUGUGUAUGAUUCUUUUCUGCCUUGGGUUCUUGAUGUCGCCAGGCAACAUGGCAUCUUUGGAGCUCCAUUUUUUACAAAUUCAGCAACUGUGUGUAGCAUUUUCUGUCGAAUACAUUAUGGCUUCCUCACCCUUCCCCUGGAAUUGGAGGAUAAUAAACCUUUGUUGUUACCUGGCCUGCCUCCAUUAUACGACUCUGACUUGCCAACUUUUCUCAGGCUGCCUGAGAGUUACCCAGCUUAUUUGGCUAUGAAAUUGAGUCAGUUUUCUAACUUGGACAUGGCUGACUGGAUUUUUGCAAACACCUUUGAAGGGUUAGAAAGCAAGGAGGCGGGAGGCAUAUCAAAACUUUGGCCCGCGAAGUUGAUCGGUCCGAUGGUUCCAUCAUUCUACUUAGAUGGCCGGAUUGAAGGAGACAAAGGAUAUGGAGCAAGUCUAUGGAAUCCACUUGGGGAAGAGUGUCUGAGAUGGCUAGAAACAAAAGCAGCUCAAUCAGUAGUGUACGUAUCUUUUGGAAGCAUGGUUUCUUUAACAGUAAAACAAAUGGAAGAACUUGCAUGGGGAUUGAAAGAAAGCAAUUUAAACUUCUUAUUGGUUGUGAGAGAAUCAGAAAUGGACAAACUUCCAACUGGGUUCAGUGACUCAAUAAACAACAAGGGUCUAGUAGUGACAUGGUGCGACCAGCUUGAAAUGCUGGCGCACAGAACCAUAGGCUGCUUCGUGACGCACUGUGGGUGGAAUUCAACCCUAGAAGCUCUGAGCCUUGGGGUCCCAAUGGUGUGCAUCCCACAAUGGACAGACCAGGUACCUAAUGCCAAGUUCAUAGAAGAUGUUUGGAAAGUGGGAAUCAGAGCUAAGGAGGAUGAGAAAGGAGUUGUGAGGAAACAAGAAGUGAUUAGGUGUUUGAAGGAAGUAAUGGAAGGAAAAAGAAGCUAUGAGAUUAAGAAGAAUGCGAGACAAUGGAGGCAGAUGGCUAGAAAAACAGUUGGGGAAGAAGGGAGCUCAGAUAAGCAUAUUAAUGAUUUUGUGGAGCAUUUGGAGCUGGCUAAUAAGAAAGGAGAUGCUAAGGCUCUGAAUGGCUAUUAUUAUUAUUAGUGUCAAAUUUCAACUAGAUUUUUCUAUUGGGUUGAGCAUAUUCCAUUUCAUAAAUUAUACUGUGGGUGCCCUGUCGAAAUCUUGUUUUAUGUAUUUCUUUUUUAAUAUAUAUAUAUUAAAAAAAAAAUCUCCCCA